CCGUACAAGUGUGUGCCGUGCUAACGCCUAUAGUAAUAUUAUGUACAGAUAGGAAUAAUUAUUUUCUUACCGUCAAAUCUUACUCGAGCGUUUACUCGUGUGUAGUGGCCAUUUUAGCGUCGACCAGACUCCAAUGGAGCAGCUGUAAACAUGAUCAAAGCACCCGGGGAUAUUAAAGAAACGUCGGUGUACACUUAACAGGAUUUAGCUGCACCCGGUGGUCUUUGCGGUUACCAUGCAGUUGACCGCAGAUUUCCUUGUACUUGGCAACUGCUCUUAAGCCGGCGUGAUGGCGAGGACUUACGUGACCACAGUGUGGAUCGUGGCGUGGACUUUGUCGUUGACGAUGUGCAGCGUUGACGACAAAGUAACCAAAUGCUGUCCAAGAGAUAUGAUACUAAGAGCCGACUUGGCCACGUGUACGGGAUACGAUACUGAAGCGCAGAGUGCAAGAGAAUCGUAUGAAUGGUCAUCGGACACAGACAGCGGCAUGACCACCGGAAGUCCGGAAGAAGAGCUGUCACUGUCCAUACUGAACAACACCGUGCCGUGGUGGAUCCCAGGCAACAUGGAUUUUUUAAAAGCCGACAACUUUUCCCAAGUCGUGAUUCCGGAUUCCGGGCUGUUCGAUUCGGAAGGCCGAUUGCCUUGCGAUAUAAAUGAUCGAGAAGUGAGGCCUUUGGACAAUGACGUCUCGCUGCUGGACAACGGACAGCUGGUAGUAUUCUGGCAGGGCAACAAGAUAGUAUUCGCAUCGUCCGAGUACUGCGUCGACCGUGUGUCUUUGAUGGAUAACUUUACCCUUCCCCCGACCACUGGCAACGGUGACAAGAAGAAGAAACCGGUCAGGAGGGCUGCGACUAUCUCCGGAUGGGCGCUUUACAGUUACGUUGCGCUGUUGUGUCAGACGUGUUCCAAGACAAUGUGCGUGCCGAAAUGCUGUGGCAAAGGAUUGGUACUUGAAUACAAAAAGCACGCUAUUUCGGGAUGCCGGAGAACCAACACUACCGCGACGGUGCACUUAAAAGACGUCAACGGUUCCGUAUUGAAUAGUUCAGAUUUUUACUUUUCACCGAUGAGGCCACCCGAUUGUGAAAACAGAGGAUCUUAUUUACUGAACAACCCGGACAAUUCGAAGCAUACCGACUACCGUGUACUGCCGGACGGCCGGGUGCAGGUGCAGAACGGCCUCGAGUACAUCGAACGGGACGAGUAUUGCGUGGACGUGGUCAUGGUGGACGGCAAGCCGUUCUCGGAGAGCAUUCUGGCCUGCCGGUUGCAGGGAGGCGCCAGUGCGUCCGGUGCCGCCGCGCCGCUGGAGUUCCGCGAAAUCUUGUACGGCACGUAUUUCGUGGUCGGCGCCAUGUUCCUGGCCGCCACGCUUCUCAUCUACGCCGUGCUGCCCGAGCUCCGGGUCACCGUCCACUCGGGCAACCUGAUAGCGCACACUGUCUGCCUGUUCGUGUCGUACACCACGUUGGCCGCGACCACGCUGACCACUCAACUGUUCAACAAAUACGCCUGCGUGAUUGCCGCUUUCGUCAUUCAAUUUUCAUUUUUGGCCGCAUUCUUUUGGCUUAACGUCAUGUGCGCGGACAUUGCUUGGACAUUCAGCGGGUUCAGACUGUUGUCUUACUCCAACAAGAUCGAGAACGAGAAAAAGAAGUACAUGAUUUAUUCUGUGUACGCUUGGGGUAGUAGCAUUAUCAUAUCAGUCUUGACCGCUGUGGCCGAGUUUACCGACUUCCUUGUCAGCCCAGAGUACAAACCGAAUUUCGGUCAAAGAGACUGUUGGUUCGCCAAUAAACUGUCGGUCGGCUUGUUCUUCUAUGCUCCUAUUGGAAUUCUCCUGUUGACCAAUUUCAUAUUGUUCAUGUUCACUGCGUUGAGAAUAGUUUUCAUCCGCAGGGUCACAUCAAAAGUGUUGAAUCGACAAACCAACCAAAACAAUACUAGGUUGGCACUAUACGCGAAGCUGUUCUGCUUGAUGGGCGUCACGUUCGUGUUCGAGGUGAUCUCGUGGGCCGUGCAGGGCCCGGCCUACUAUUGGUACGUGACAGACGCGCUGAACUCGCUCCGCGGCGUGUUCGUGUUCUUCAUAUUCUGUUGGAAACGUUCGGUGCUCGACCUGCUGUUGGCCCGCGUCCCCGACCGUGUUCGCACCCGCCUGGUCCGCCUGUUCGGCAUUCGCGAUUCGCGGCGGCAUCCGAGCUUCUCGUCCGUGUACCAGUUUCCGGCGGCCACCAGGACCCGCAGCAGUUCGGCGUCCGCCCAGCAGAUCACUUCGGGAAGCUCGUUCCAGCUGUCGCAGUUCGGCAGCUCCGCCUCGAUGGCCAGGAAGGCCAAUUCCCGGCACAAACCGUAGGCCCGAACCGGGCGGCACAGCCUGUCUCCCGUUUGCCUGGGUUAACAAUCCUAUCUCUCAUAGUAUGAACAUACAAAGUAGAAUCUGUCGAUUUUACUUGAAUAUUUGAUCGGGUAGAGUGCAAAAAAAAAAAGGACAAACAUAUUUUCGUGUAAAAAAAACACUUAUAAUGUUAAAAUUAAAAUGUAUUAGCUUAUCGAGUGUUUUAUGUGAAAUUAUAAAUGAGGUGCCUAGAACUCGAGAGGUGCAAUAGAUGGCAUUUCAUUGAUUUCAAAAAAAUCAAGCACAGAGUUUAUAUUUGCUACCAGAUCGCAGCAAAUGAUAAAUAGUUAAUCUUUUUACAAUUUGUAGUUAACCUGUGCACUGAACUCAGAUUUUGUAAAAAUGUCACUCUUGUGUUCUAGGCGCCUCAAACAAAAGAAGCUAAAAACGUGGCUAUUCCUAUAGAGGUAAUACUAUUGUAAAUAUAUUUUCACCACAAUAAAUUUCAAACAACUCAGUUAAUUUGGUGAUAAUAUUUUAAACAAUAUUAAUUAACGAUUAAAUAUCUCAACGGAAAACCCUAUAAGGUGUAAUGUUUCUAUGUUAUAUAUUUUUGCCUAGCUUGUAUCCAAUUGAAGAACCGAGCCAGUUGCCCUGAUAUUAGGUUGCUUUAUCUUAAUAUUGUUACAGAUAAUUACAAUAAUAGCGAUCUCAACCGACUGCCGACACUGCUAUAGUACUAAAAAUAUUAUUUAUAUUUAUACAUAAAAACAGUUACUAUAUUUUAUGUUGCUUAAUAUGAGAAGAAACCAAAAAUUGUUGUCUCAAUAAGUUUUACAGUUAAUCGUUCAAACGAAAUAAAUGUAAAUUAGAUUUUAAAUAAUAUAUUUAACGAUUUAGUCUCACCAAUAGACCAAUGUCAGCUUUAUAGAAACUAUAAUUACGUGGUUUGUACAAAUUAUUAAGUAGCUACCUAAUUAGAAAUCAAGAAAGAUACUUUUUUUUAUUACAAAUAAGUUGAAGGCUUGAAUAGAUUACACUAUAUGUACAAUUGCUAUCAAACAAACAUGCACUGUAUGAUAUGUACACAUAUAUUUUGCCUGUAAAUUAUAUAAGAUUAUAUUACAAUAUAAAUAAUUAUUUAUUAAUUAAGACUGUAGAUAUACUAAGUUGUUCCAGUACUAUUAUAUUAAUAGUAUAUGUAUGUAUCACUUAAAACACUGUAAUUUUUUUUUUUAAAUAACAAUUACUCUUGUGUAAUGUAUAUUUACAAAACACGAGACUUGUAUGUUGCCUUUGGAUUUCAGUUUAAUGCUUCUGUAUAGCUACCGUGUCGAGCAAGACGACCACAAGCCAUUGUAAGCUUUAAAAUUAUAGCCUAUAUUUUAUAUAUCUAUAUAAAAAUCUAUUUAUAUUAGUAUGUUAGUAUGACAAAUAGUAAUUACCAUUUAAGUAUAUUCGAAUUAUAUGUGUAGUCAACACAUUUCGAUGUUGUAAAUUAUGAAAAUUUCAAUAACCUAUAUCGUUUACCAACUAUAUGUAUAUUUAUAUUAUAUUUUGACUGAAUUA
Adelges cooleyi (spruce gall adelgid) is the source of this 3916-nucleotide messenger RNA. Its product is annotated as probable G-protein coupled receptor Mth-like 9. The record is from RefSeq and is a predicted model, not a curated record. Gene Ontology annotation, cellular component: membrane. NCBI's taxonomy places the organism in Eukaryota, Metazoa, Arthropoda, Insecta, Hemiptera, Adelgidae. Gene Ontology annotation, molecular function: G protein-coupled receptor activity. Gene Ontology annotation, biological process: cell surface receptor signaling pathway; G protein-coupled receptor signaling pathway. The coding region runs from base 290 to 2365 and encodes 691 amino acids. The transcript has 8 exons.